Messenger RNA from Zychaea mexicana, 630 nucleotides. Its product is annotated as mitochondrial carrier domain-containing protein. Lineage: Eukaryota; Fungi; Mucoromycota; Mucoromycetes; Mucorales; Lichtheimiaceae. The record is from RefSeq and is a predicted model, not a curated record. The coding region runs from base 1 to 630 and encodes 209 amino acids. The transcript is spliced from 7 exons. Gene Ontology annotation, biological process: succinate transport; fumarate transport.
AUGGCUGGUGCAGCAGCAGGUACAGCUGAGCUGCUUGUUAUGCAGUAUCUCGGUCUCGCACUCUACAAACCAAUGUUUGAGAAACUCGAAGGAAAAGUCAUACCAUCGCAUAGUUCUGCAGGUUUAGCAGGAAUAUGUACCGGAAUUACACAAGCCGUUACUUUGGUAACACCGCUGGAGAUGAUUAAAGUUCGACAACAAACCGAUCUUAUGAACGCCGCCCACCAACGGAAAUACCGUGGUCUUGUCCAGACCGCAUCAUUGGUUGUCCGAGAAGAAGGCCUUCUGGCAUUGUACAAUGGCUUGCUGGCAACUGUGGCACGGCAAUCAUGGGGCCUGGUGGUCAAAUUUUCUGGCUACAUAGAAAUCAAAGCCAUGUUUGAACGAGCAUCUGGUGAGCCUGACAAACCACUGGCACCUUGGAAACACAUGGUUAGUGGCGGCCUGACGAAUGUUUUGGUAGGCGUGUUGAACUCACCUCCCGAUGUGGUCAAAACGAGAAUGCAGGAUGAUAGCAAGCCCUAUCGAACAACUUGGGAUUGUGUGAAAUCGAUGAUCAGGAAUGAGGGUUAUUCGUCGUUUUUCCGUGGAUCUUGGCUUCGGAUCAUCCGGAUAGCUCCUGGUAUGUAG